UAUAUAGAAGUUCUCUAUAAGGUUGCUUUUUCAACGACACCUGUCCGUUCUAGAAAGAUGGCGAACGCCGCCCACAGCGAGGAGCGAGCGCUGGACGCUUUCGCGGUGCGGAGCCAGGCGUCGCAGUUCAUGACGCAGGACUUCAUUCCGUACCCCGACGAGGACGAAAAUCAAAAUACUAGUCAAAGUGCACCAGCAGUCGUGGUCGCUGUGGACGAACAAGAUGAACCCCGUGCGGUACAACUAGUGGGGACCAGCGACGAGGCUGAAGUUUCUGAAGAGAUGGGCGAAGAAGUAGAAGACGGAUCAAUUCCUGAUGUCUCGGACGCGGAACAGCAUUCCUAUUUGGCCUAUGGUCCUCGAGAUGAAAUUGAAAGCAAAGAGGUAGAAAAUGAAAGGGAAGUUGUAGACGGGUUGAACAUUGUCGGCCGAGAGGUGGAGGAACAAAAAUUUUUCCAGCCACAACCUUCCCCGUCCUUUCCUCCCCUCACUCAGAACUACACCCAGCAGGAUGUGGAGGCGUUGCAAACGAGCUGCGGUGUGGACUUUUCGCAAUUGAAAAACUAUCCGCAGUCCCAGGUUGAGGCAGACCGGUUCUACGACUUUGUGCAGGAGUUUCUCGAGGCACAGCAGAUCGUAAAAACAAAGGAAGUACCGGGUCAGUCCAAAGCGCAUGUGGGCGACGCUCUGCUGACCUUGACGCUUCGCGAACUCGUGGGAACCAGGGGAGCCAAGAGUCCGCACAAGGUGCAGAUCACAUCCAGCAACCUCCUCUCGCACUACGGGCUCGCGUAUCAAAUGCAAAUAUGUCUGGGUCUGGAAGGAUGUAAGAUUUGUCAUGCCAGUUUCCAUGACCCAUGAGGUCUGUAAUGCAGCACAUGGCAUGACAGAUUCUGUGGGAUCUCUAUCUUGCCUGUCCUGGAUGAGAAAUUCCUUGGCAACUUGUUAAAAAAGGACGGCUGUUGGUAACCAUGCAACACAGAUUUUUUGCAUCAUUCAGAUUUGGCAUGACAGGUUGCCAUCUUCCAGACCCACACAUAUUUGCAAUGUAUAUCGCGGGUGACUUCGAGAAGAAACGCACCAAAGACGAAAAUCGUUUGCAAUCCGAAAAUAUCAAAUGCAAAAAUGUCUGGGUCUGGAACAAUACAAACUUGUGAUGCGCACUUCGGAACACACAAAAAUCUCUCAUGCAUAGGUAGCAAAAGCUGCUCACUUUCUGUCCCCAACAUGGGGGAUUUGUCAUGCGGGUUCGGCAUUGCGGAAGCUUCUCGAAACCUGUAGUGCUAUAGCUUCCAUGCCAGACCUUCUGUGUCAUGCAGAAACAGCAUGACUCUUCCAGACCCAGACACUUUUGCAUUUGAUAGAAAAAGUGGAGGAGUUUGUCUACGAAAAAGUACGCGGGAACGGGGAAGUCUUUCGCUGUCUCAACAAGUUGGUGGACUUCGUCGGAACUCUGAAAACACACCACGCAGCAGCUGCAGGAGCCCCGGCAGCUCCACCAAGAGACGUUGUUGAAGAUCGAGGGAGGUCAUUGGCGAGCAAAAAUGGCAAGAGUAAGAAGCGAGUAAGAAUCACUUUUCGCGAAGCCAUUGAGGAGGCGAUGGGUCUUAAGCUAGAGAUCAUUACGAAGGCCAACGAAGUAGAAGAUGAAACAGGAGAAAAGGAAAUCAACGUUCUUCCAAAAGAGAGUUGUCCAACGGAAGCAGCUGCAGUAGCGGACCAUGCUACAAAUAGUAAUUCGAAAGACCCGCCUUCCUCAUCCCGCAAUCUUCACGCAGAGUUGCAGCUGCCAGCGCAAGGGACCACGAGAGCAGCAUCCGCGGCGCGCCAAGCUCGGAAUAAAACUACCGAGGUGGGCCGACUUUGCAGAGGGCAGUGGACGACUUUGUUGCAAAAAUUAGAAAGUGGCGAGGCCCUGCCAUCCACACUUCCCGCCGAGGACAGAGAAGUCAUGCCACUGAUUCCCUUCGCCAUCGGCUGGCUUGACCGCCAGCAGACCGACCGUUUCUGCGACCUGCAAGGGGCGCAGAAGAAGGCGAUCACUCUGGUGAUCCGGGAGCACAACCUUUGGUGUCUGCGGAAUCGCGCAGACCCGCGGUACGCAGCGAAGAACCUGGCAACAAGAUCUUCAUGA
Amoebophrya sp. A120 is the source of this 2134-nucleotide messenger RNA. Lineage: Eukaryota; Dinophyceae; Syndiniales; Amoebophryaceae. The record is from the annotation of a GenBank genome assembly.